This is a messenger RNA of Thecamonas trahens ATCC 50062, 2355 nucleotides long. Its product is annotated as uroporphyrinogen decarboxylase. NCBI's taxonomy places the organism in Eukaryota, Apusomonadida, Apusomonadidae. The record is from RefSeq and is a predicted model, not a curated record. Gene Ontology annotation, biological process: heme biosynthetic process. Gene Ontology annotation, molecular function: hydroxymethylbilane synthase activity; uroporphyrinogen decarboxylase activity. The transcript has 2 exons. Gene Ontology annotation, cellular component: cytosol. The coding region runs from base 184 to 2232 and encodes 682 amino acids.
CUCCACCCCCUCCCAUCACCCCUCCCUCAUUCUCCUCCUCCUCUCUGCUAUGUCUGCAUCUGUGACUGCUGAGGGUGCGCCCUUGACUCCGCCUGCUGGUGAUGGCUCCUUCCCCCUCUGGCCAAUGACCUGCUCCUCCGUGCUGCUCGUGGCGAGACGACCGAGCGGACGCCUGUGUGGAUCAUGCGCCAGGCUGGUCGCUACCUCCCCGAGUACCGCGCAGUCUCCCAGGCCAAUGGGUUCUUCAACAUCUGCCGCACGCCCGAGCUGGCGUGCGAGGUGACGCUGCAGCCGCUGCGUCGGUUCGAGUACGACGCGUCGAUCAUCUUUUCAGACAUUCUUGUGGUUCCGCAGGCGAUGGGCAUGGAGGUGCAAAUGGUGAAGGGUAAGGGCCCUGUGUUCCCAGCUCCGCUGGAGAGUCCUGAGGACAUGCAGAGCCGGCUCGAGUUCAAGCCGGAUGUGGCGAGCGUGCUGUCGUAUGUGUACGAGGCCAUUGCGCUGACGCGGACCAACAUCGGCGGCGCCGUGCCGCUCAUCGGGUUUGUUGGUGCACCGUGGACGCUGAUGGCGUACAUGAUCGAGGGCGGUGGGUCGAAGACCCACUCCAAGGCCAAGAAGUGGCUGUACAUCCACAAGGCUGCGUCACACCAGCUGCUGCAGGCAAUCACCGACGUUGUCGUGGCGCAUCUGGUUGAGCAGGCCAAGGCUGGCGCGCAGCUGCUGCAGGUCUUUGACUCGAAUGCCGGCGCACUCACCCGCGAGCUGUACGACGAGUUUGGUCUGCCGUACCUGACCCAGAUUGCGACCCGGGUCAAGAGCGCGCUCGGCGCCGCGGCGGUGCCGAUGACGGCCUUUGCGCGCGGCGCGCACUGGGCGCUCCACGACCUCUCGUACUCGUUCUACGACGUGCUCUCCAUCGACUGGACCAUCGACCCAGAGUAUGCGCGGACGCAGACUGGCGGACGCGUGGCGCUUCAGGGCAACAUCGACCCGUGCUACCUCUACGCAUCGGACGAGGACCUAGUGGCCGCUGUCGGGACCAUGCUCUCAGCCUUUGGCCCGACCGGGUACAUCUGCAACCUCGGGCACGGCAUUUACCCGGACAUGGACCCGGCCAAGGUCAAGGUCUUUGUGGACGCGGUGCAUGCGUACGACCACACCCAGCGGACACUGCGGAUCGGGACCCGCUCGUCGCUGCUCGCGCUGGCGCAAACCCGUGAGAUCCUGGGCAAGCUCCGUGCCGCCCGUCCGCUCGGCGCCUUUUCGGUUGUCCGACGCGAGACGCUCGGCGACCUCGACCAGUCGCGCCACCUGGCCUCGUUUGGCGAGCAGGGCAUUUUCACCAAGGAGCUCGAGGCUGCGCUUCUCGACUCGGCGGUCGACGUCCUCGUUCACUCGCUCAAGGACGUGCCGACCAAGCUGCCGGCCGGCCUCGAGCUGGUCGCCUACUCGGAGCGAUCGUGCCCGUCGGACUGCGUCGUCUUCUCGCGGGCCAUUGUCCCGCGCCCGACGUCGCUCGCCGACCUCCCUGCCGGUUCGGUGGUGGGCACGAGCUCGCUGCGGCGGAUUGCCCAGCUGAAGCGGGCGUACCCGGGCCUGGUCUUUGACUCGAUCCGCGGCAACAUCCACACCCGGCUGACCAAGCUCGACACGCCAACGCGCGACCCGCCGUACGCCGCCAUCAUUCUCGCGGUCGCCGGCCUCAACCGGGUCUCGCUCGACGGGCGCAUUGACCUCGUCCUCGACCACGAGCUCUGCCUCCCGGCCGUCGGUCAGGCCGCGUACGGCAUCGAGGUCCGCUCCGCAGACACCGACGCCGCCGCACAGGUCCGCGCCGCCAUCAACCACCGCCCGACCGAGGUCGCGGUCGUCACUGAGCGUGCACUCCUCCACCACCUCGAGGGCGGAUGCAAGCUCCCGGUCGGUGCGCUGGCCACCCUCAACACCGCCACCAACGAGCUCGCCAUCACCGCCCGAGUCAUCUCGCUCGAUGGCGCCGACAUGGUCGCCGUCAACGACUCGGUCUCGCUCACCGACGCACUCGGCGGCGCCUCGCUCGACGACGCCGCUGACGACGGCGCCUACGCCCGGGUCCUCGACGCUGCCCGCGCCUUUGGCGUCGCUGUCGCCGACGCCCUCCUCGCCGACGGCGCCGACACCAUCCUCACCAAGAUCCGCAAAGACCUCGCCGCCGAUGCCAUCGGCCACUCGGUCCCGUCGGCCUCGUCGUGAGGUUUAGUCACCAAACCACGACCCUUUCUGGACUCCGCCGUGCGCCGCGUCUCGGCGGUAUAUGCCGGCUUUUCGACGCAAGCGGCAAGAGCGUGGACAUGUUAAAGGAAGACAUUGGAAGAA